Messenger RNA from Asterias rubens (European starfish), 1541 nucleotides. Its product is annotated as UDP-galactose translocator-like. Gene Ontology annotation, cellular component: Golgi membrane. The transcript has 4 exons. Gene Ontology annotation, biological process: pyrimidine nucleotide-sugar transmembrane transport. NCBI's taxonomy places the organism in Eukaryota, Metazoa, Echinodermata, Asteroidea, Forcipulatida, Asteriidae. Bases 293 to 1396 code for a protein of 367 amino acids. Gene Ontology annotation, molecular function: UDP-galactose transmembrane transporter activity. The record is from RefSeq and is a predicted model, not a curated record.
UCAAAGGACAUACCGCUCAGUGGCGUAUAACCAUAAACAGUACACUCUGUCAUUUUUUCAUAUCUCCAUUUUUUCAUACACCAACUGUAAAGGCUAGUCUUUGACAAUUACCAAUAGUGUCCACUGCCUUCAAGUUCAGUGUGUGGGGUGUGAAGAAGUAGCCCAGCUAUGACUGUAAAGGACACUAUAAAUCUUUCAUCGAAAUGAGCAUUUUGGAAUACUAUUGAACGAGGAUGUGGGGUCAAGAGUUCAAUUCCACAAGGUCAUUGCUCCAUGUUCUAACCAAACGGACAUGGCAGGAGCAAAGGAGAAAGUGAGGGGAUUUGCCGUGAACGUAAAAGAGCACGAAGUUGGAAGCAACCAACAGCCUGACAGUAUGAAUGGUUCUUCAACGCAUCUGAACCUGAAGUAUUUCAGCCUGCUGUGCCUUGUCCUUCAGAAUGCCGUGCUCAUCCUCACCAUGCGCUACACGCGCAAUCUCCCCGGUAACAUGUACUUCUCCACGGUCGCGGUGGUCGUUACCGAGUUCGUGAAGCUCAUCACGUGCCUGUUCAUUCUGCUGUUCCAGAGCCGUGGCAAUGUGGUUGAGGUGGGCAGGGUCCUAUGGGGAAACAUUGUCCUCCAGCCCUGGGAUACGCUGAAGGUAUCAGUGCCAGCAUUCAUCUACACCAUACAGAACAACUUACUGUUUGUUGCCGUCUCCAACUUGAGCGCUGCUACAUUUCAGGUGACAUACCAGCUAAAGAUCCUCACAACGGCCCUCUUUACUGUCGUCAUGCUGCGCAGGAGUCUCGCUUCCUUCCAGUGGGUGGCUCUCCUCCUCCUGUUUGUGGGUGUGGCCAUUGUGCAAAUCCAGCCCACAGAUCCGACCAAGAGAGCUGCCGAAGUGACCCACACAGAACAGAAUCCCAUGCACGGCCUGAUCGCCGUCAUCAUAGCAUGCAGCUUCUCCGGUUUUGCCGGCGUCUACUUUGAAAAAAUCUUAAAAGGAUCCAAGACGUCAAUAUGGCUCCGCAACAUCCAGCUGGGAAUGUUCGGGUCGGUCAUCGGCUUGAUAACCAUGGCUCUGAAAGAUGGACAGGACAUUGCGGCCAAGGGAAUGUUCUUUGGAUUCACGCCGUUCGUCGUGGGAGUGAUUUGUCUCCAAGCGUUUGGCGGCCUCUUAGUAGCAAUAGUGGUCAAGUAUGCCGACAACAUCCUCAAAGGGUUCGCAACAUCAUUUAGCAUUAUCAUAUCCACUAUUGCGGCCGUGUACAUUUUCCACUUCAAAAUCAACAUCCAAUUCUGUGUCGGCGCUGGCUUAGUCAUAUUGGCCAUCUUCAUUUACGGACGACCGAAACCAAAAGAAAAACCGACCAUCGCUGAGCAGCCCCUCAAUGGAGUCACCUCAAAGUAAAAUGAAAUAAUGAUUAUUAGGAGAUAGUCGUUGGAAGGUAAACAUUUGGUUAUCGCUCCUUAAUUUAGUGGCAAUACAAAUUUACUUCAUGAGAAGAAGUACAGACGAUGUGACCUCUGACGUCACACGAAAACCAUAACAUGAU